GUUUUAACUUCAUUUUCGUUUGUUUUCGCCAUAGAUGGCGAGUUUUGGUGAGAUUUUGAGGCAUCCAGAUGAUUUAUAUCCAUUGUUGAAGCUGAAAAUGGCAAUGAGGCAUUCCAAAAAUCAGAUCCCGCAGGCGGAGCCUCAUUGGGGAUUCUGUUACUCUAUGCUCCACAAUGUUUCUCGUAGUUUUGCUCUCGUGAUUCUGCAGCUUGAUACUGAGCUCCGUAACGCUGUUUGCAUUUUCUAUUUGGUUCUUCGGGCCCUUGACACUGUUGAGGAUGAUACAAGUAUAGCCAAGGAUGUUAAAGUGCCUAUUUUGUUGGCAUUUCAUAGUCAUAUUUCUGACCAUGACUGGCAUUUUUCAUGUGGGACAAAUAAUCAUAAGGUUCUUAUGGACGAGUUUCAUCAUGUUACCACAGCUUUUCUGGAACUUGAUAAAAGUUAUCAAGAGGCUAUUAAAGAUAUUACUUUGAGGAUGGGUGCAGGAAUGGCUAAAUUUAUAUGCAAGGAGGUAGAAACCAUUGAAGAUUAUGAUGAAUACUGCCAUUAUGUGGCAGGUCUUGUGGGGUUAGGAUUGUCAAGAAUUUUCCAUGCCUAUGGGACAGAAGAUUUGGCAUCGGAUUCUCUUUCAAAUUCAAUGAGUUUAUUUCUUCAGAAAGUAAACAUUAUUCAAGAUUACGCGGAGGAUAUAAAAGACAUACCAAAUCAUCACAUGUGUUGGCCUCGUGAGAUCUGGAGUAAAUAUGUUGACAAACUCGAGGAUUUGAAAGAAAAGGAGAAUUCAGUCAAGGCUGUGCAAUGCUUGAAUGAUAUGGUUACAAAUACUUUGACACAUGUUGAAGAUUGUCUAAAGUACAUGAAAGAUAUAAAAAGUCCAACUAUCUUCAGGUUUUGUGCUAUACCUCAGAUUAUGGCAAUAGGUAUCUUUGCAUUAUGUUAUAACAACGUUGAAGUCUUCAGAGGCGUUGUGAAGAUGAGACGUGGUUUAGUGGCUAAGGUUAUCGAUCGAACAAACACAAUGGAAGACGUCUAUGGUGCUUUCUUCGACUUCUCUCAAAUGUUGAAGACAAAGGUGGAGAAGAAUGAUCCGAAUGCCACAAAAACAUUGAAAUUGAUAGCAACAAUUCAGAAAGUUUGUCUAGAGUCGGGUCCAAUGAACAAAAGGUUUGAUUAUUCUCUUUCGAUAAUUAAUCAAUCAAUAAUAAACAUGGUUAUGUUAUUUCUCUAUCUCACAAAUGACAAACUCCCUAUUAUAAUUUAUCGUCAGGAAAUCCUACAUAAUUAGCAAUGGUCCAAUAAUGCAUAAU
Impatiens glandulifera is the source of this 1307-nucleotide messenger RNA. Its product is annotated as squalene synthase 3-like. Gene Ontology annotation, cellular component: endoplasmic reticulum membrane. Gene Ontology annotation, molecular function: squalene synthase [NAD(P)H] activity. Gene Ontology annotation, biological process: farnesyl diphosphate metabolic process; lipid biosynthetic process. Bases 35 to 1285 code for a protein of 416 amino acids. Lineage: Eukaryota; Viridiplantae; Streptophyta; Magnoliopsida; Ericales; Balsaminaceae. The record is from RefSeq and is a predicted model, not a curated record. The transcript is spliced from 11 exons.